Messenger RNA from Oryza sativa Japonica Group (Japanese rice), 1022 nucleotides. Its product is annotated as zinc finger protein GIS3. The record is from RefSeq and is a predicted model, not a curated record. Gene Ontology annotation, biological process: gibberellic acid mediated signaling pathway; trichome differentiation; cytokinin-activated signaling pathway. Gene Ontology annotation, molecular function: transcription cis-regulatory region binding; DNA-binding transcription factor activity. Lineage: Eukaryota; Viridiplantae; Streptophyta; Magnoliopsida; Poales; Poaceae. Gene Ontology annotation, cellular component: nucleus.
GCUUCGGCUUCAACGGUGCAGCUUGCCAACCUAAACCGAUAAUAUCGCUCGCUCGCUCGAUCCAUGGCGGGCGUGGUGCAGACCGUGCAGUGCGACCAGCCGAGCAAGCAGCAGCUGACGGAGGCGGCGGAGGCAGCGGCUGCGGCUGCGGCGGCGGCGUCGCUGAGGAUAUUUGGGUACGAGGUGGGGGGUGGUGGUGGAGGAGGAGGCGUGGCGGCGGCGGCGGGUGCAAGGCGGGAGGCGGCGGACGUGGUCGUCGGGGCGGGGAGGAGGUUCGAGUGCCAGUACUGUUGCCGCGAGUUCGCCAACUCGCAGGCGCUGGGCGGGCACCAGAACGCGCACAAGAAGGAGCGGCAGCAGCUGAAGCGGGCGCGUCUGCAGCUCGCCGUCGCCGCCGCGGGGACGCCGGCGGGCAUGGGCUUCGCGGCGGCACAGGCGCCGGCGCCGCCGCCGGGGCACGUGAUCGCCGUAGGGCAUCACGCGGGGUCGGUUGCCUCCUACGCGCUGCCCAGGUGGGUCUACCUCGCGGCGCACCACCUGCAGCCCCCGGCGGUGGGCCUGCCGUUCCACGCCACCGUUCAGGCAGCAGCCGGCGCGUGCCACGGCGGCGGCGACGUCGAGACGCGGUUGCUCAGCGUCGCCGCCGCUGGGCGGGGCAGCAGCACUGCAGGCAGCAGCGCUCACUCGUACGAGGUGUGUGCUCCUGCGGCUCCGGCGGAUGACAGCGACGAGGAAGCCUCGGCGAUGGGGUUGGACCUCCAUCUCAGCCUAGCUCCGGCGAGCUCGGCAUGACCGGCCGGUGGCCGGGAGUAGUAACUUUAUUUGGUGCACCGCGGCCGACUUAACAUGUAACUAUUCUCGUGUGUAUCCCCUUCAUUUUCUUCCCAUUUUUUUAGGGCAAACCCUGUUAUUUUCGUUGUUUGCACAUCUCGCAAAAAUGCAAGAGCUCGAGAUAUAUACAGUACAUGCUUGAUCAAUCAUCAAGCUAAUAUACCUAUGUAUACUCACACAGUUGCCCCCAC